Aedes aegypti (yellow fever mosquito) is the source of this 2032-nucleotide messenger RNA. RefSeq names its product zinc finger protein 62 homolog. The record is from RefSeq and is a predicted model, not a curated record. Gene Ontology annotation, molecular function: RNA polymerase II cis-regulatory region sequence-specific DNA binding; DNA-binding transcription activator activity, RNA polymerase II-specific; zinc ion binding. Gene Ontology annotation, cellular component: nucleus. The transcript has 3 exons. The coding region runs from base 160 to 2004 and encodes 614 amino acids. Gene Ontology annotation, biological process: regulation of transcription by RNA polymerase II. Lineage: Eukaryota; Metazoa; Arthropoda; Insecta; Diptera; Culicidae.
ACAAACAAAAGCCGCAUCAUAAACAAAAACAAACGACCAUAAAAUAAACAAAUUGCGCUGAUUCAAGAUCAUAUUUUGUGCAAAAAGUUAUCAUAAAAACUCAACUAACACAAAAUAAUUAAUUAUUAAAUUACGUAUUUGUUAUCCGAACAAAUUACAAUGUCAACCACGUUCAACUACAAGGACUUGCUUUCGUAUUGCUGCGUAUGUUUGAAACCGAUGGAACCGGCUUCGGAAACGGAAACCGUGUCUCCCGAUUUCGUGGAUCCGCAGUCCGGAUUGACGGUGGCCAUGAUGCUUCACGAGGUACUCCUGGAUUCUUCGUACCAUGAGCUUGAAACACCGGAUUCUGAGGGGAAUGGAAUUUGCAAAAUCUGCUUCCAGAGGCUGCAAAAUAUACGAUUAUUCCGCAGUCAAUGUACGGAAGUGUACGGAUUUUAUAAAACAUUACUACAGGCCCAGAGCAAUGAUGAUCAACUAUCGAAUCUGUUGGCGGACAGUAUAAGCCACGAUUUACGAGCUCAUUUGUUCCGUUUGGGAGUCACUUCCAGUGAAAACCUUGACAGUGAUACGUUGCUUUCCGAAAUUGGUUGUAUUAAAUCUGAAAAGGAUAAUGCCUUAGUGGAAGAUCUUCAGAACUCACCAUUUAUUAGUUAUGAAGUAGAAAUCGACUCUCCAAAAUUUGAAAACUAUCCUGAUUCAGAGGGCUCAGAAUCAAGCAAUAAUGAAACGUUAGCUACCAUUCAACGGAAGGAACAAGCCUCAAAGGCGCCUCGAUUGACUGUUUGUCCCGUUCCGGACUGUCAGCAACAAUUGGUAGGUAACAGAUACACUGACCAUUUGAAAGAAAUGCACCGCUACGGCUGCAAACAGUGCGGUAUAAUAUUGAAAUUGAAGCAUGUUAUGGAGAAACAUGUGACUAGUCACAGCCAAAAUCAACCGACUGUGAAGUGCAGCUUCUGCGAGCGGAUGUUCUGCAAUGUGGCCAAAAUGCGCUGCCACGCCAGAGAUGUUCAUUUACAGCAAGCAGCCAAUUACGAGUGCGACCAGUGCGGUGAAAUGUUUGAAAGACGUAAGCUACUAAAUAUUCACCGAGAAUCGCAUCUUCCGAAGAAUUGUGCCUAUUGUGAGUAUCAGUUUGACCAUUCAAAUAAACUGCUAUAUCACGUAAAAAGGAUGCAUCCAACGCAUCUGUUGCGAUGCAAUGUAUGCAGAAGAAUGUUCGUUACACAGGCUUUAUUGGAUCGUCAUUCAAAGAAACAUACGGAAUCACCUUUCUCUGAGGACAGUUAUCAGUUACUAACAUUGAAAAAUUUGCCCAUCUUCGUUUGCGACCAAUGCGAGAAGCAAUUUACUUCAGAAGCGCACCGCUUGGCACACAUGACAAAGCAUGACCCGGCAAGCCGACCUAAAGUUGUAUUCAAAAGGCGUUCAAAGGCGGAGUUGGCCAAACUGGAGAAAAAGUUUAAGUGCGAUCAGUGUGACGCUUGCUACAGACUACCAACUUCACUGGAAACGCACUUGAAGACCCAUUCCGCCACAUUCGUCUGUGAUAUUUGUGGAGCGUUCUUCAAUAACAAGUCCAAUCUCAAGCAGCACAUCACCUAUAAACAUACGCGAAACUAUCGCUAUUUUUGCGAGUUCUGUCCGAAAGCUUGUGCCACAAGUUCCGAUCUGCUGCGACAUCGUCGAGUCCAUACCAAUGAACGUCCCUAUCAAUGUGAGCUGUGCAAAGCGCGGUUCAAAACCAACGAUGGCUAUCGGAAGCACAUGCGAGCACAUUCCGGGGAGAGGAUCUAUCGGUGCGAUCUGUGCGAGAAGACUUUCAAAGACCACUGCAGUUUGAAGACGCAUAAAAUUGCCCAUACCAAUGAGAAGGCAUUCAAGUGCUUCCACUGCGAACAGCAUUUCAAUGUUCCCAGGAAUCGCAGGAGACACAUCUUGCGGGCGCAUCCCGGAUUGCCUACCAAACUGGAGCAAAAGGAGUCUACGGAAGGUACGUAACUUUGAUUAAUAUAUUUUUAAACUCAUC